This is a messenger RNA of Styela clava, 2240 nucleotides long. RefSeq lists its product as uncharacterized. NCBI's taxonomy places the organism in Eukaryota, Metazoa, Chordata, Ascidiacea, Stolidobranchia, Styelidae. The record is from RefSeq and is a predicted model, not a curated record.
CACAGCUGGAUGGAUUUUGGAGCUACAAAGAGAAUCACCGUUAAUGCAUUGGAGGCAGUCGAAACAAAAUCCACCGAAUUUCGCACAUCAGUGCAAAUUGGCACACGUAAAUAUAUUUUUUGCUCAAAUCAAAUAUUCAGACGACUUAACAUAUUAGAUACGUCGAAUGGUGAUUGGAGAUUUUUGAUACACACAGCAAGUGUUAUGUGGUAGAAUUUAGUAUCAGGUCUGGAGUGUAGUAGAUAGGAAUAGAAAACAAUACACAAACAAGGGACAGGCGGUGAAAUCGAAACCAGCUGAAGGUAAUUUGUUACGCUGGGAUUACUGAAAAGUUUUGAGAAACAACAUACAGGCCUAGAAUAAACACGUCAACAAGCAUCGACGAUGAAAAGUGCAUACAAGGCAGUACGAAACGCUGUGUUUUCACGAAAAGAAGAACCGACUUUUGUCGUUGAUUCACAGUGGAUCUUGGAAAGAGAUUUCGGCAUGGCUCCAACUCAAAAUAAAACUGCAUUCAAUACACCAAACCAAACGUCGUUCUGUGGCGUGAAAAAAUAUUCUAUUGACAAUAGCAGCAGAAAAACUAUUCUAGCUAGUGAAAAAGAAUCAUAUUGCCACGUAAAUGGUACGAGCACUCGGAGCAUAAGUAGCACAAAGAAUGGCACAAACUCUAUGAAAUGCGACAGAGAUAAAACUUUGGAGAUGCAGGAAAGAACUCCAAAUAUAUUCAAUAUGAUGUCGGUAUUGAAAGAACAACCACAAUCUGACGUAAUCUGCAAAACAGAUCCGCAAGAAGAAAUCAAAAAAGAGCCCAAAUAUGAUACUAGUUCAGAAAGUUCUCUUGGUUUUUCGACAAAAAGCGAUGGUUUUUAUAGCGAUGCAUCAGAUACCGACAGUGAUUGCUCAACCACCUCUGAUGAUUCAACAUCAUGUAGCGAAGAAUCUGACGAAAUUGACGAUGAUGGUUCAUUUGCUCCAGAUUUGGACACAAUUUCAGAACAUGAAGAUGAAAUGGACAAUGAUAUUUUCGAACAAAAAUCCGAGGUGACAAGCAGCACAACUGAAGAUGGACAACAGAAGACUAAUUCCCAAUGUGGAGUUUCAGCUGGAGAAGAGACGAACGCCCCAACUUCGCAUAUCAAAUCUAUUCGACUAAUGUGGCAGACAAGAGACAAAGAUUCAGAACACAUACAAAAACCCUUAUUGCCCUUCCCUUCGCAAAACAGCCAAGCACGGUGGAAAUUGAUAAAAGACGUUGCCUCAAUGCAAUCUCGCAAUGAAAAUCAGCAUGAUAUCUCUCACGACCAAAAUAAAGGGAUCCCUAAAGAAAGCAAACCACAAAUCAUCAUUGACAAAGAAAUACAAAAUCAGCAAUGCAACCACGUUACGUGCAAGGAAGAACCGAUUGAUUCAUCAAAAGGUAUCGUUCAACGAUUCGCCCUCAAGAUGCAAAGUCUCGAAGACAAAGUCAGAACAGAAGAAGAUAUGAUUGCAAAUCAUCGACCACUUUCUAAACCAGACACGGAUAACAAAGAGAAACUACGGCAUCAGGAGCCAGUAGAAACAAAAUCUGACGAUUCUUUUCUUCUCUACCUACUAGAAGUGGGUCGAAAAGACGAGCAGCACAGUUCGAAAAAAUCAAAAAAGCCGGUAUUGUUCUUCAAUACACCAUACACCGCUAAUAAUGUGUAUCAUGCGAGACAAGGUCGGGAAGUCAAAGACUCAUUUAUGGAAAAACUACCGGACACAAAAAAUAAUGUCAAUUUUGUUGAUGAAUCUGUGACAGACUCAUAUUUUCGUGAAAUAUUAAUGAAAAAAUCCAUUCCGGACGGCGUCAAAGAAAAAUUAAAAGAAGAAUGCUGGUCAAUUUUCAACAACUCCAAAACUCCACGCGGUGUUAAAAAAUCUAUUUUAGAUAACAUGAUAGUAAAUUUUUCUUCGUGAUAAUAUAAUUUUGAUUGUGCAUACAGUAUUUAUUGGAGAAUGCUGCUCAGCUGUCCGGACACUCUUGCGAUACCGGUACCGUCUGACCGUUCAAUAUAAAUAUGGCUCUAAUAUGAUUGGUCAGUAAGAGUUAACAUUCUUUAUUUAAGAAACGCCCGUAACCUCUCCAAACAUAUGUAAAAGGAGAGAUUAUCUCUCCCGCCCGGUCACUAUUCCUUAAUUUUUAUCUGCUAGCAUUUUCCUGUUAAAUUCUACGACUUAUGCUGAUUUUCAAAUAUAGUAUUAUUUUAAAACGU